AGUUGUAAUUUGUAAACUCCGAUCAUUCCAACUAAUCUCUUCUUUCUUGAUCAUCACUCGCAUCAUGCCCGUCUGAUUCUCUUAUCUACUAUUUUCUGCUACCCAAUGCUGUUUACUCGCCUCGUCCUCUUCCCUCCAAACACGAAAAUCGAGAGAGAAACCUUAACGAAUAAAACAAACCCGCAAUACGGAUUCCAAAAAAAUCUAGGGUUUCCAAAUUCCCUCCGCUCUCCUCCCUGUCUCCCCCUUUUUCCCUUCCCACCAAACGCUGUUUUCUGCCUUUUUUUUUCCCGGUAAAGUUUCCAUAGUUGCUGCUCGGUGGCUGUGCUGAUCCUCAAGUUUUUUUUGAUUUUCCCUGGAAUUUGAUUUCCCGGGAAAAUCUGCAGCUCUCAUUGGCAUCCCUCUGCUGCUAGCUUUACAAAGGAUUUGACGCAGAAAUAAGCUGGAAAUUGCUAGUAACGAAAGGAGGGAAUUGUAACUGAAGGAUCUGAAAGAAUCUCAAGAGAGCGAGCGGGGUGGAUCAUAAGAACUUGCAUGCCUUUAUGUGAUUCGUUGUUGAACUUGCCACAGUUUGAAUGCAUAUUGGCUUAUGGAUUCUGGUUUAUUUUCGCCCCCAAGGGAUUUUGUAAAAUGCUGUAGUUGUGGAUGUAGUUGUUCCGCAAUUACUAGCUCCUCGGGGGAAUGGAUGAGAUUUGUGAAACGCAAGUAUGAUGAGUUUGAGGAUGGAAGUCGGUUCUUUAUACCAGGGCUUGAUGUCUACUCAAAUCCAAGAGUGGGAAUUGAGAAUGAAUGUGCUGCACUACGAGAAACUGUUAGUAGCCAGCAGCAGGCAAUUCAGGACUUGUAUACAGAACUGGAAGAGGAGCGGAAUGCCUCGUCAUCUGCUGCGAAUGAGGCAAUGUCUAUGAUAUUGAGGUUGCAGAGGGAGAAGGCGGAGAUCCAAAUGGAGGCACGACAAUUUAAGCGUUUUGCGGAAGAGAAAAUGGCGCAUGACCAGCAGGAACUUUUGGCGUUGGAGGAUUUGCUGUAUAAAAGAGAGCAGGCUAUUCAGUCCUUUACUUGUGAGAUUCAGGCUUAUAAGCAUCGGAUGAUGAGUUAUGGACUUACAGAGGCAGAGGCAGAGGGUGAGAAGAGUGGACUGAGCCGUAAUCCUAGCAUGGUUGAAAGCCUAGAUGCCCAAUUUGAUCUCCCUUCAUACAAUUAUCCCCCUCUGAAAUGCAAUUUAAAUGAGAAAUCAGGACCUUAUGAGGGUGAUGAUGAUGUUGCAGAUGUUGAGAAAUACGCAUUUGGGGAAACACCUCGUAAUAGGGAUCAUUUGAAGAAUUUGGAGCAUAGGAUCUAUCAAAUGGAGAGAAGUCCCAGUGGCAGUCCGCUCAGUGGAGAUUUUUAUGAUGGUAAGAAUGUCCUGGAAAAGGUGAUUGCAGGGCAUUCUCCCAGGCAUCCAAGACAUUCCAGGAGGUUUUCUUCUGAUAGUUCUAAUUCAUUUUUGGUAAAAGAAACGGGUCCAGAUUUUUCCACUGAAUCUCCCAAGUUCGGCAGUAGCUUUAAAAAGACGGUGUAUGUUUCACAAACGGAUGAUUACUCAAAUUUGAGAAAGAUGGAUAAUGCAUCAGAAAAUGGAGAUGACAUGAGUGACAGAGUUUAUACAAUCGAUUCUGUCCAUAAUGGGAUUCCAUAUAAUGGUGUUGCAGAGCCCAAAGCUGGAGUUGGGGCUUAUGAAGACUUUGUUACCACUCCGAGAGAGUCACUUAAUCAGCCUGAUGUUACCGAUCCUGAUAUCAAGAAGCUCUACAUGAGGCUUCAGGCACUUGAGGCUGACAGGGAAUCAAUGAGGCAGACACUUGUUUCAAUGCGGACUGACAAAGCGCAGGUUGUACUAUUGAAAGAAAUAGCUCAACAAUUGUGUAAGGAUAUGACACUAGCGAGACCAAUGCCUUUGAGAAAACCAUCAAUUGUUGGAAGCUUUUCUUUCAUGUCAAUUUUCAAGUGGAUCGUUUCCUUUGUCUUCUGGAGGAAGAAAGCUCAUCGAAGCAAGUAUAUGUGUGGGCUGUCUGCCAGCAACAUUGGCUUGCUAAUGCUUUUAGACAAGGGUCCCAGAUUGCGUCAGUGGAGAUGUCUUUCAAGUACACAAGUGUGA
This is a messenger RNA of Tripterygium wilfordii, 2137 nucleotides long. RefSeq names its product myosin-binding protein 7-like. Lineage: Eukaryota; Viridiplantae; Streptophyta; Magnoliopsida; Celastrales; Celastraceae. The coding region runs from base 590 to 2137 and encodes 515 amino acids. The record is from RefSeq and is a predicted model, not a curated record. The transcript is spliced from 4 exons.